AUGUUAGGACGCCUGAUACCACACAUUCCAAUUGUGCUGGCGUAUCCAACCGUUCUGCUGUCCAGCAAUCUAAUAAUAUCCGUGAAGAAUGCUGGAGGUUUUGACAACGGAAGGAUAGAGAGAGCAGUGGACGCUCUGGUAGUGCCGCUAUUCUGUGCGUCGCUCAUGACACUGUUGAGCAAUAGCAUCAAUGGUCUCCAAAAUCUGCCCAUGGCCUUUUACGUUGCGUACGUCAGUUUUGUAUUGAACGCCAUUUUGGGCCACGCGCAAACGGCGGUCAUCUCAGCGCUAUUGGUGCAGCUGGUCAGCGGCCAUAACCGCCUAUCGGCGCUUCACUGUGCGUUCCCUGUUUUGAGUCUUCUGAUCAAAUAUUUAGAAGGCCAGAGCUACUGGCAGAGCGCAGUUGGCUACUUCGUAAUUGCGGCGACGCUGACGUUGAAAAAUUGGUUGAGUAGAAAAGCACUAAAUGGAGCCUCGAGCUCGAGAGUGAUUCUUUGCGGGAUUUUAUUCGUCACCGGUUUCUUCCUGUUUGCUUCGGGAAUGCAGUCUCCAGAUAGUCCUCACAGUAUAUGGGGCGAUAGCAUGUCGGUUCAGUUUUCCAUGAUAUUUGUAUUUACUGGGUCGUUGGUCGUUUUUUUGGUAAGCUGGAAAGACUCGAGCGAGGAAAGCAGUGGUGAGGACAUCCUGGGCCUCUGGAGGUCGUACUAUCUACCCUCGACUUUAGGUGUCAUGACCAUUCUUCUGCAGUAUCUUUCCUUCGAGUCUUUGACUUCCACACCCGUCGCAGAUUUGGUACUGGCGUUAUUCGUAGCGUGCGGCAGCGUAAUUUCGAAAUUAACAGGUGUUGGAGAUCAGAGCGGUCGGAUAGAGAAAAAAUCGGAUGACAACAUCGUCUCAGGUGGGGACGACCUUUCCGGUGGACAUGAGAAUCACCACUGCCAUGAUCACGGUCAUCAUAACGGCCACCAUGCCACGACCGGAAAGACACCGCCUGAAAAAGUAGGACUAUUUUCCGAAAUGGCAAGGAAUGAAGAUACCAGAUCCAUCUUUUCUUUUCUGCUCCUAAACACGGCAUUCAUGCUUAUCCAGCUACUCUACUCAUUCCGCUCUAAAUCAUUGGGGUUACUCUCGGAUUCGCUACAUAUGGCCCUGGAUUGCACUUCCUUGUUUUUGGGCUUAGUAGCGGGCGUUCUAUCCAAAAGACAAGCUACAGACAGGUUUCCUUUUGCCUUAGGCCAUUUGGAAACUCUCGCUGGAUUCACAAACGGGAUUUUAUUACUGGCUAUUGUCGGAGGUAUUCUGGUCGAAGCAUUUGACAGAAUAUUCAAUCCUACGAUGUUGAAAGAAACCACCGAACUACUUAUCGUAUCAUUCCUAGGCCUAAUUGUAAACUUGGUGGGUCUAUUUGCCUUUGAUCACGCAGAACAUUGCCAUCACCAUUCAAACGAAAACAUGAGAGGCAUUUUUCUCCACAUUCUUGCCGACACACUGGGCUCUGUUGGUGUUGUCAUUUCAACACUUUUAACGAAGUUCUUCGGCUUGGCUAUCUUCGAUCCAAUCGCGUCUAUGCUAAUUGCAAUCUUGAUCCUGUUCAGUUCCAUGCCGCUGAUAAAAUCAACAGCAUCGAUAAUUUUGUUGAAACUUGACGACAAGACGAACGUCAUCAUCAAAGACGCCUUGAAUCAGAUAGCCACGACACCUGGUAUUACAGGGUAUACGACACCAAGGUUUUGGCCCUCCGGCGGUAGCCCCAGUUCAGGACACGGACACCAUCACAGUCAUCAUGAUCAUAAUCAUGAACAUGAUGACCCUCAUAGCGCACAUUCACACGGUUCAAAGUGUUCCCAUAGUACGCACUCAUACAAUGAUGAGGACUCUCACGGACAUUCUCACAAUCACGAUCACUCGCAUAAAGGUCACACCAAAGAUCAUCAUCACGAAGAGCAGGAAGUAAAGUUGAUCGGAUACAUUCACGUUCAAUAUCUCGAGGGCGAAAACUCCACGAUUAUCAAAAAAAGAGUUGAAAAGAUAUUCGAGACCCUGGGCAUCAAGGCUUGGAUACAAGUCGAGAGCAGGGAUUCGCCAUGUUGGUGUCGGACAACAUUAACAAGUUAA
Lachancea mirantina is the source of this 2115-nucleotide messenger RNA. The record is from the annotation of a GenBank genome assembly. Lineage: Eukaryota; Fungi; Ascomycota; Saccharomycetes; Saccharomycetales; Saccharomycetaceae.